This is a messenger RNA of Anas platyrhynchos (mallard), 5416 nucleotides long. RefSeq names its product regulator of G protein signaling 8 (gene RGS8). NCBI's taxonomy places the organism in Eukaryota, Metazoa, Chordata, Aves, Anseriformes, Anatidae. The record is from RefSeq and is a predicted model, not a curated record.
AGUCCCUCCUGUCCUUAGCGACUCCUGCCGCUCUGCGAUCAGCCUCCCCUAAACCUCAGAGGAGCUGCUUAAAGCAGGCGGCUGCUCUCUUCCAACAUACCGAGGGUGACAACGGCGAGAGCGUUCGCAGGCAUCCCCCCACCCACCCCCAGAUGCUCCCAGCCGGUGCUUGGCACCCGCCACCCGUGCCGAGCUGUCGCCCAUCUCCAGGAACCGGGGAGAUUUGUGGCCAGAGCCUCCGCGACCACAGCGUUGGCGAAGACCCACGGGCAGCGAGGACAGGUCAACGGCAGAACAGAGGGAUGAGGACUCGCCUGGGCUGCCUGUCUCACAAAUCAGACUCAUAUAAUGAUUUCACAGCUAUUCUUCCGGACAAGCCCAACCGGGCUUUGAAAAGACUGUCAACAGAAGAAGCAUCAAGAUGGGCAGACUCCUUUGAUGUCCUUUUAUCCCAUAAAUAUGGGCUGGCCGCUUUCCGCGCUUUCCUGAAGACGGAGUUCAGCGAGGAAAACCUCGAGUUCUGGCUCGCCUGCGAGGACUUCAAGAAGACCCGCUCAGCGGCCAAACUGGCCUCCAAGGCCCAGCGGAUCUUUGAGGAGUUCAUCGACGUGCAGGCUCCUCGAGAGGUGAACAUAGACUUCCAGACUCGGGAGCUGACAAGAAGAAACAUGCAGGAGCCCUCCCUCUCUUGCUUUGACCAAGCUCAGGGGAAGGUGCACAGCCUGAUGGAAAAAGACUCUUAUCCCAGGUUCCUGAGAUCCAAAAUUUACACAGACCUGCUAUCUCAAACCCAGAGGAGGCUCAGCUAGAGCAGCGAUGGGGCCCUCGGAAACCAUGUGCUUCCUACAACAGCAACUACCCAUGUCUAAAUGUGAAACUUUCUCGGUGUUAAAAGCAGUGGGGAUAAGAAAAGAGGGAGGAGAGGAAGAGGAGGCUUCCAGAGCGUGAUCUGAAUGUGGAAUUAGGACUUUUUGAGUUUCUGUGCUUUUUUGGUUAGCAGUAGCAUCUUGCAGUUGUUGCCUCUCUCUAGCACAAAACCCUAUCCUCCCUAGUCAUGGGGUCAUCUGUUGGGAAGGCAGGUUUCCUUUAAAAUUACCACGCUGGUUUGUCUGUAAAUAAUGUCUCUGCACCUUCCCAUCCUUCCAGACACCUCACUGGCUCUCACCUAUCCCUGUGUUUGGAAGGGCCCUAAGGGCAGCUCUGAAACUUGUGUAGCCAAGUACAAUCCAAAGCACCGUCCCCCACACUGGCUGCUGGGGUCUGGAUCCUGAGGCUGUGAGGAGGAAAAGAGGGUGGGAGUGAGAAGACAAAGGCACACAAUUCUUGCUGCUUCCCGGAGAGGAAACCGUCAGCAAACUCAGCUCCCCUUCCCAUUUUGGUUGCACACCUCGUGAUACCACAGUAGCUGACCUGUCGCAGCCCCUCCAUGCCCCUGACUGCUUUUCUUUCAGGGGUGGAGGCUAGAUGCUAUUUUUGUGUGACUGUCAAGGAGCUGAGUUUUUCUCAUGAGGAAGGUAACCCCAAAAGCUCUCACUAGACCUGGUCUUCUAGUGCAAAUGAUUGUUUUUCAGUGAUAUUAUUUAUGUGUACUAUAGUUCAGCCUCAGGACCCCUGUCACUGUUAGGCUUCAUUGUGCUAGGCACCAUACCAAAACUUCACACAACGAGGCUUUUGGCCACCAGAGACUUUAAUGACCUCAGUGGCUUUUUGGGAACGAACUGCCAGCCAUUGGGAAAGAGUUGGGAGAAUGAAUGUCCCAUCUGCCCCGUGCUGAGGUGUAAGAAAAGCACAAGAUCCAUCUGCCGUGUCAGGUAUCAUUUCUCAUCGUAGUACUUCACCAGCGCAUGGCAGGGAGAGGUAAUGUGAAAACACAACCUUCUUUUUGUUAUUUACUGAUUAUUGACUGUUGUUGUUACCUACCGAUUGUCCACUGUGGGUUCGAUGCAAUGUAAAGAAAAUUCUAAAGGCACAGCCCCUGCUGCAUGGUGCUUGCUUCAAAACAGGGUGCAGGACGAGUGUCUGGGCGUGAAGUAGUGUGCAAAGCGUGCUUUGGCCCUGUUCCCACAGCCUGGACAGCCAGCUGCAGGAGAGGGCUCUGUGCAGAUGUCAGUUGUGUAACACCACCUCUGUACUGUAAUUCUCACCAUCUGAAUUGCUGCAGCAGUCGCUUUCCCAGCUUAUCAGCUGUCAGAUUCUUGCGAUAUUUUCUAGAAGGGAAGUGGAUUGUCUGAGGGUUUCAGUCUGCAGACCAGAGGUCUGUUUUCUUAGUUUUAGGAAGGUCUGGAAAGGGACCUCGUGGAUCUUUUCCUUCUCUCCUUGGAGUCAUCCACAGAUCAGAGGUUGGUAAACCCAUGUUCUGGUUUAUUGUGGUGGGUAGGUUUGAUAGAUCAGAUAGCUGCUGAUAAAGAUGUAAGUGUGAUCUGGUGUAAACUGGGCAGUCUGAAUUCUGAAGCUAUGCAUAAUGUUUGGAACAAGAUACAAAAGGUCUGCUUGGAUAUUAGAAGUUACUGUCCCUACGUUAGCAGGUUUUGAGGCUUUUUGUAAGGCUGCUGUGCAGGAUGUUAGGAUGGAUGGGUGUAGGAUUAUGAUAGGGGUGAUGAGUGUGUUUGUUUUGUUCUGGAGAUGCAUUCCUGUGGUCUCUAAGACACUAAAUCCUAAAUACAGUACAAAAACAAAAUUUCUGUUCAAUGGGGAAACCCACUUUUCAGUACCUGUCUGGUCAACUCUAGAACUCUCCUGCAGUUUUGCAGGCAAAGAUCAUCUCAAGGUGGCAUCCUGCGGCCACGCUUGGGCUUGGCAGCACAGCCCCUCGACUUUUGAAGCUGUUGAUGAGAUACAUGAGGUCCGUAAUGCAGGGGGACAGAGCCCAAAGCCUGAACAUCACUGUGCAAAUUUCACCGUGGCAGCUUCAUGCAGACUUACUCGCUGCCUGUUUGAGAGUGGGAGCAAAGAGCGGUGUCUGCAGGGGAAGAAAGGUGGGCCCUGGAUUUUGCUGUAAUUCUGCUUUUAAUGUACUUACUGCUUUUAAAGAGGAGGAAGAUGGCCACAUUAACUGCCCCAGGGUGCUUCUCUUAGAGCUCCUGGUACAUCUGAAUGGGCUUGGGUGAUGCUGACCUCUAGUGCCAGCUGACACAUCCCAGCGGAGGCUUUUCUGCACGCGCCCUGCAGGCACCCGUUGCUGAGAGGGUCACAGGGACAACCAGGAGAUGAGGAAACAGCAGAACGAGAUGAUUUUGUCUAGGAAUGAGGACAAGAAAAAUAAAAUCAGGAGUGAGGACAAUUCCCAGGCUUCCCUGAUGGCUACAAAGGCUGGUCCUGUUCAGAGUGUGACUCCAGAAAGCCCAGUAGGUAACAUCUCCCGACAGGCUCCUCCAGUCGGUGUUGGCAGCCUUUUAUUUUGUGCCAGAAUUCAUCAAAAAACUUCAAAGCAGCCAAAAGCUCUGUAAAAACCAAGCUCCUCUCUUCCCUCCAUCUGUCUGGGGAACGGCUUUGAGCAGGCACAUUCAGAGGUGGCACUGCUAACAGGAGCUGUAUUCCUGCCGGCUGGUGUAGGGUGAGUGUUUUGCCCCUUAAAUUGAUGCCAGAUAAUAUCCUCGACAGGAAACUGUCCUAGAGCAUGCAGUGGAGCAAAGGUGUUGUCUGAAGCACAUGAAUCUAUCACGGUUAUUUUUGUUCCUGCUCUUACAGUUUGUCUCUCCUGCAGGAAAGCAGCCUAGUUAUUUAAAGUAAUUUAUUAUUGUUAUUUUAAUAAGAAAUUGGCACCAGUUGCUUCUUUUAUGUCAAAUGUCAGGCUGAAGUGAAUUAAAAUAGGCAACUUAUACCUCUUCCUCUUAAACCAGGGGCUGAUGAAGGAAAUAAUGACAGAGCCAAAGCUUCGGAAAGCACUGAGUGAUGACUAAUCCCCAUCGAGGACAAAUAUCCUACCUUUGAUUCAUCUCUUACUGAUGUGAAAGGGAUAUUCAGAACAUACAAACCCCAUUUUCCCUCUCCACGAGCACACACCUCCAAAAACGUGCUCCCACUUCAAGUAAUGUCAGAGAGUGCCAGCAUAUGAAGAGAGGGGAAAAAAAAAACGUUUCACUCAGCUCUUUUUAUUCAGUGUUUCUGCUGGCGUGUAUCCAGCCAGCUCUUAAGUCCUUUGACAGCAAAAGGGAAGAAGAAUUUUACAAAUUGCUUUUCCCUACUCCAUAAACUCCAGCCGUCGUUCAGUCCAGAAGCAGAUGCGGAACCCGAAUCUGCUCUGAGUUUCCUUCUGCUUGGGCCAGGUUUGGGAUUAUUUCCGUCGUUUUAUUGUACCUGUUAAUGUACCGAUGGGUCCCUGCCCUCCACGCUGGGAAAGCGUGAGGGGCAAAGUCCUGCUGGUGUGAGCACAGGAGGUGUGUGCGUACGUGGGUGUGGGUGCUGAGCGUGCAUGUGAAUUCACCUAUACAUUACUUCGUGUCUCCUACUAGAGAAGCUAUUCUGAGACCUAGAUGUGCAUGUUAAAAUAGGAGAAUUAGGCAUAAACGACAUAAAACGAGAUUUUUAGCGGUGUUGUGUUUGCCUCUUGUGUAAGUUCGACUAGUGAUAGGAGAUGUACAAUUCUGCUAGGCUUCCAAUUACCCGUAAGAGCACAUGUAUCCAACUGAACUGAAUGUUCACCGAUAGACACAAAACCAAAAUGUUUACAGCAUUCAGAGCAAUAGCAAAGCAUACCUCAUGCCAGUCCUGGAGUGCCUCUCACUUGUCCCUGCAAACUCUCCCUCACCGUGGGCCUCCUUCUCCCUCCAAACCCCUCUCUCCUUCUCAGCCCUGUCCCUGUGGACGUCCCUCCUCUUCCUCAUCUUCACCUCCCUGAAGCACUCCUGUCCACGCCAGCCUUCCCCUCCACCAGCACUGCUUGAGCCCUGGUCUCUCCCAGCCUCCUCUGCCCUCCUGGCUGCAUGCCCUCUGUCCCCAGGCGUCUGUCUGUCCUCCUUUUCCUUUUCCUUUUUUCCUUUUCCUUUUUUCCUUUUCCUAUUCUUGUCUUGCCAUCUCCCUCCUACACACCUCCUACUGUUGCUCCUAGCAGCUGUUCCUUGCCCAUUAUAUAAGGAGAAACCGCUUCACCUAAUUUAUUCACCAUCUUUCCUUCCUGGGGCUGCUGCAGUUGUCUUGUUCCUUGGUACUGUGUUUUCUCUGGCACCGAAGCGUUUUAUCACAGAGCUGGAAUUAAUGUCAGACCAGAGAGUGCUUUUCUCUACCGUGCACCCCUUGGGCUUUGCAGAGGCUCGGCUUGUCCCAGUGUCGUGUCUUUGUCCUCCAUUCGUGCUCCACGUGCUGUGCUUGCAGCAGGGGCUGGCUAGGUGAGACGGCAGCUGUGCUCCGCGCGCUCGGGCACAGGCGGAGCUGCCUCGGCAGGGUCGCAGCUGUGCUUCCUUUUCGCUUCCUGAUUAAA